UGGAGAGAAGCAGAAGGAGGAGUGGGGGAAAAAGAGAAAGAGAAGCAGCAGCAGCAGUAGCAGCAGCAGCAGCAGCAGCGGGGCGGAGGAGGCCAUCCCGUGAAUGAUGAACACUCCAGUGGAUGCGCGUAACUUCUGACAACCUGAGAGAUUAUUUUCUCCAAGGCGAUUUUUUUUUAAAAAAUUUUUUGCAAGCCUACUUGUGCGCUCAGCAACAGUGUAGCUCCGGCUGAGGGAGGAGAUGUGGUGAUAUCAUGAGCAUAGCCGGCCAGGGGCAGAGAGACAGAGAGACAGAGAGGAAGAGAGAGAGAGUGGGAGAGGGAGAGGGAGGGAGGAAGAGGGAGCAGAGGGAGGAGAGGCGGGGAGUCGGCUAUCACCAAACCAGCUGAGGAUGCUUGUUGUUUCUAGAAACAGGAUUAAUCACCGGGCCGAGCGCUGAUCGUACCCCGGCACACCGAGCGCACCUCUCCCCGCUGCAGCUGUCCUGACCGCGGGCGCAUUUCGCCUGUCUGGCCCGGUCUGCCCGAGGCUGUUUGCCUUUUUGAUGCUCUCCCCCCUCUUCCUCUAUUUCCUGAUGCAGGGCCGGGGAGGGGGUGAGCCAAAGUGUGCACCGGAUAUUGGAAAACCCAUUCUUCUUGCUGAUGCUGUUGUGAUAAUAGAUUAUUAUCUGGACAACGCCGCGUCUGCACAGGAAGGCAGAUCCUGACCAAACGGGGCCUGGCUUGAGGAAAAAAAAAGGGCGAAUUAUGAAAACAUUUUCGGACGGUAGCAGCAGCGAGGAGGGGGGUCCCUGAUAUCGAUCAGAGAAUGGAUUCAAUCAGGGCAUUCUGACUUGGGAUAUUUGAGACUCUGCUCCAACAGAAAUCAAUCUGUGGCAAAUGUAGCCUUCCUGUCCAGGUCUGAAUGAGAUUUUUUUUUUCUUUUCUGCUCCACUUUUGUCCAGCUGCAUAAGCUAUAUAGGAUCAAUCAGCUUUAAACUACUGUUAUUUAUAGCAGGGGUGGGUUUGAUGUACUAUUCACUGGCUCCGGCCAAACCUCACAACGUCCCUUUCUUUGCUGAUCUUUUCUACCUUCCCUCUGAAUGAUGCUGCUGUAGUGAAAGAGACACAACCCGGUACUGGAAAAUACUUUAUUCUAGGCCUUAUAGAGUGGAAACUCCCAGCACGGACCUGACCGCAUGACAAACAAGUGCAUGGGAGUAGCCUGCAGGGCCCGGCUUUAGAUCACGACCAGUCCUCCGCACCUCCUCUCCUCUCCUCUCCUCUCCUCUCCUCUCCACCGCCGACUGUGAUGUGCGUUACGGCAUUACGCACGGAGCAGCACCGAGCACUAUCUUGAUCUGCCUUAUAUCAGGAAUAGGAAUUUCAUCUCGGGAAGGAUGAGCAGCAAGGAGCUGACGGUGGGCCAGUCCAGCCAGUACGUGGGGCCUUACAGGCUGGAGAAGACCCUCGGGAAGGGACAGACAGGGCUGGUGAAGUUGGGUGUCCACUGUAUAACAGGACAGAAGGUGGCCAUAAAGAUUGUCAACAGAGAGAAACUCUCUGAAUCAGUUCUAAUGAAGGUGGAGAGAGAAAUAGCUAUUCUUAAACUAAUAGAGCACCCCCAUGUUCUGAAGCUGCAUGAUGUCUAUGAGAAUAACAAAUAUCUGUACCUGGUUUUGGAGCAUGUGUCUGGCGGAGAGUUGUUUGACUACCUGGUGAAGAAGGGCAGGCUGACCCCCAAAGAGGCCAGGAAGUUCUUCAGACAAAUCAUCUCUGCCCUCGACUUCUGCCACAGUCACUCCAUAUGUCACAGAGACCUGAAGCCAGAGAAUCUUCUCCUGGAUGAGAAGAACAACAUCAGGAUAGCAGACUUCGGCAUGGCCUCGCUACAAGUCGGAGACAGCCUGCUGGAAACCAGUUGUGGAUCCCCGCAUUAUGCUUGCCCAGAGGUCAUAAGGGGGGAGAAGUACGAUGGUCGCAGGGCAGAUGUUUGGAGUUGUGGAGUCAUCCUCUUUGCUCUUCUUGUGGGUGCCUUGCCCUUCGACCACGACAACCUGCGGCAGCUUCUAGAGAAAGUGAAGAGCGGAGUGUUCCACAUGCCCCACUUUAUACCUCCUGACUGCCAAGCUUUGCUGAAGGGGAUGAUAGAAGUCAACCCUGACAAGAGACUCACGCUAGAAGCAAUACAGAAACACGCCUGGUACCAGAGUGGUCGUAAUGAGCCUUGCCCAGAGCAGCCGCCUCCUCGCCGUGUGUGUGUGAAGAGGAUCCUGUCCUUAACAGAGCUGGACCCUGACGUGCUGGAGAGCAUGUACUCUUUAGGGUGCUUCAGAGACCGGGUCAAACUCACACAGGACCUUACAAGUGAGGAGGAGAACCAGGAGAAGAUGAUCUACUACCUCCUGUUGGACAGGAAGGAGCGAUACCCCAGCUGUGAGGACGAGGAUCUGCCACCCAGAAAUGACGUUGACCCGCCCAGGAAGCGUGUGGACUCCCCCAUGUUGACACGCCAUGGCCGCUGUCGUCCAGAGAGGAAGAGCCUGGAAGUCCUCAGUGUCACAGAACAGGGGUCUCCCACGCCACCUCGCAGGGCCCUGGACACUAAUGCACACAGCCAGAGGUCUCGUUCAGUCAGCGGGGCUUCCACAGGUCUGUCCUCCAGUCCAAUCAGCAGUCCCAGGAGCCCGGUCUUCACUUUCAGCCAAUCAGAAGUCACCUCCGCUUCCUCCUCCAAAGACCCCAAACCAGGAAGUGCUUCCACCUCUCGGCCUACCCGCCCAACGCCUGACCCAAAAACCCAGACCCUGCCCUCAAAGGGCCCCGCUGAACGGCCCCAGCUUCACUCCAUGAAGUCCCUCCCUCUUCAGGCUCCACGUUCCCCUUCCCCAUCUCCAUCCCCGCUCCUCUCCCCCAUCCCACGCUUCUUCAACUUCCCCUCUCCAUCUGUCUUCAAGUCCAAGAACGUCCACUCGUCCUCUAACUCCUCUGCCACCCCUCCUCCUGUUUCGCAGGUCACGCCACAGGGCUCACCGCUACCCACCCCACUGGGCACGCCUGUGCACCAAAUCCAACACCCUUCCUCCACCACCCCUCCCUCCUCUUCCUCGUCGUCUUCUUCUUCCAGAGCAGACGGAGCCGGCGGGGCAUCUCUGUCGCUGACCCCGCCCUCCAGCCCGGGCGGCAGUGGCGGGAUGGCCGCCUCAAGCUCCGCCCACUGGAGAACAAGGCUCAACUCAUUCAAAAACAACCUGCUGGGCUCGCCGCGCUUCCAUCGGCGCAAACUGCAAGUCCCUACAUCAGAGGACAUGUCCAGUUUGACUCCAGAGUCCAGUCCAGAACUGGCCAAGAGGUCCUGGUUUGGGAACUUCAUCAGCCUGGAGAAAGAGGAGCAGAUCUUUGUUUUGAUUCGAGACAAGCCGCUCAGCUCUAUCAAGGCUGACAUCGUCCACGCCUUUCUGUCCAUCCCGUCCCUCAGCCACAGCGUGGUGUCUCAGAACAGUUUCCGGGCAGAGUACAAGUCCUCUGGUGGCCCCUCUGUCUUCCAGAAGCCUGUCAAGUUUCAGGUGGACAUUGCUUUCUCCGAGGGAGAGAGAGAGCGAGAGAGGGAACGAGCGGAGAGGGAAGGAAGAAGGGAGAUGGGCAUCUACAGCGUCACCUUCACUCUAAUAGCAGGUCCCAGUCGCAGAUUCAAAAGAGUGGUGGAAACCAUUCAGGCUCAGCUCCUGAGUACUCAUGAUCAGCCCUCUGUGCAGGCACUGGCUGAUGAGAGGAACGGUCAGCUUUCCCGCCAGCCCAGCACUCCUUCGCGCCAGAACUCUCGGCGUUCUGAAAGUGGAUCGGAUCGGGAGCGGGGAGAGAGGGAGCGUGCAGCGGAUGGGGGGAGCGGAAGUGGGAGCAGCAGUAGCACCGUCUUACAAAGGCGAGGGUCAGGGAAGGACAAGACCAGACUCCUCUCAUCGUCAAACGGGACCCAGUCUCAUCCCUGAGAAGAAUGUUGUGGAAGAGAGGCCUUUCUCUCUUCCUUCCCUCCGUCCUUCCCACAUUGUUUCCUUACCUGUUUCCUUACUUCCUGCCUUGCUUCCUACCAUUACUCCCUAGCAAUGGGAUGGAGGAGGGGGAAGUUUUUCCUUGAAGCUGAUCUGAGGAUAUGACGGAGGAUUCCCUGCAAAUGGCUGAUUCUAGCAGAAAUGGCGGACACAGGUCGAGCUGAUCUCUAGUCAGCCUUCAAGGGCAGCUUCACCCCAGAGGGACGAGGCUAAAGACAGGAUGUCCGAACAGUCCCACCUUACCAGAGAAAUACAUGAAAAAGCUCACAGCCGGGGAAACACACGGUUCACCCACUCCGACCAAUCAAAGAAAGCACAUUACCUUCCCACCGACCAAUCACAUGCAACACGUGGUUCAAAUGUGACAGAAAACGUCCCGUCAGUUAGUCAAAAUGGUACAGGAAGAUGCUGGCCAAUUACAAAGCACUUCAAUGCAUUCUCAUCUAUCAUUUCCUGUCCAGCCAAAUGUCGCCUGGAUCAUCAAGUCUCCUGAGCACCACCUGACCAAACACGAUGAGUCACAUGACCAGAAACCUGCUCUCCUCUCUUCUCGUCACUUUCUAAUUGAAAACAAAUGUGUAAUUCGCAAGCAAAGCAACAACACGAUGAUGUCUUUUGACAAAAAGAAUGAGCGAGACCCGAUUUAGACAUGAUACAAAUAAUGAGCAACCUUAAUGUUGUACUCUAAGAGAGCGGAGGAAAGCAAGAAACAGAAAUAACGGAGAAUGGAUCUGAGGUGGUCUACGUAAUGUAGGCCUACAGCUAGGUGAAAAUCAAAAUAAAAUGGACACAACUAUUCCUUGAGGGUAUGAGAAACAACGAAGUCCCACAAUUAUUUCUGAAUUAAACUGAUAAAGCUAUGAUACCAUAUUGCCUUUAACGGAGGAGGAAAAAGCGGAUAGCUAGUUAGAUUUAGCCCCAUUUUCAGGACACUAGUCACACCACAGGUAGAAUCUCUCACAAGUAAAUACUCCCACUGGAAGAAAGGGAGAGGAAUAGAUAGAGAUGAAACAGAGGAUAGCUAGCAACGUGUAUCCGUGUGGUUGCAAAGGAAUGACAAAAGAACAAGUUGCCAAAAGCCUCUUCAGCUCACUUUGAGAUGAUGAUGAAAGUCUUUUGUUUUGUUAAAGGAUUAGUUGUAGUCUAUCUUAAUACAACAUUGAUAUACCAUGUGCACAAUGAAAGAGUUAUUGUAGUUUUUCCUGCUGUACAUACUGGCUGUGAAAGAUAAGGGACACAAUCCACAACCAUUGUUCCGUGCAAAAUUGCGUUAUAAUUUUCAGCCUCAGCUAAGAUGAGGCUUCAGCUGUCUUAAGAUUCACUAAACCCCUCCUCUGUAAAGCAGUUGUCCAAUCAUAUCUUAGCAACCAAGACUAGGGACAGCAGGCCUGUUAAACCUUGGAUUUCUUAUGAGACAUACUCUUUUUUUUCUUUGUUUAGCAUGGUAGAUUUAAGACCACUUUAUAAGGUUCUCAUUUUAAAACAAUUUUGAGUUUUCAACCAAUUCGUGGCGCUAAUGAUAGCCUAAUUAGCUAGCUAGCUACAUGGUAGCUAAUGAUAUAGUGAGUGAGACAGAACAUGAUAAAUGUUUAUGUAAACACUGAAAACAAAUAUAAUAUUAUAAAUAUUAUUUUAGUUCUGGUAAAACCAGGACAAUUUGAGACAUUUUAGUGUUUUACAGAUAUUUGUCGGGAAUCGGGAAACCCACCUUGAAACCGGGACAGUCCUGGACCAACCAGGGCCAUAACUUACAACUAAGGAAGUGCCUGAAAACCAAACAAACGUUGAUGUAUAAUGUCACGAAUGUCAGCCAGAGUUCGUUGUUAAGGGUAAUUAAUCCCAAACUUAACAAAUAUAGUGCUAUAUAUAGACAUCUCUACCAUCAUUCCUAUAAGAGCAGUGCUCAUGGAUUGUUCCCAGAUGUUUACCCCCACUGUUCGCCAUAUUCGAAGUGGUUUGUUAACACGUGAGGGUAAAUAUAAAAAAUUCAAAGUUUUUUUGAAUUGGCUAAAUCUCCUGUAUUAGUGUCAAUGGUGAAUUCUAUUCAACUAGCGAUUGUGGCUUAACUGCCAUGUUGCCAGUGGCCUGUCAACACCUGUUUAGUUAUUUCUGCCAGGUGGAGGAUACCAUAGCUGCCAGAAAGUGCCAAUAUUUCUGAUUCAGAUUUACAACUAGAAAAUUACAUUUCAAAUAUAUGCUGCAGAUGAGGCACAAGACUCGGACUGCUAAAACUUCAUAUUAACAACAGCUAAACUUUUGCGUUGUUCAAUUGUUUUGUAUCUUAUCUCUUGUCAGGAAGGGAUCACUUCAGAGCCAGUAUGGAGAGGAUAAGUGAUUACAGUGACCAAUAGCUCUUUCAGUGUAUAUAUUGGCAUGUGAGUAAUGUAUUAAGAAUGAUUUGAACCUGUCUUUUAACUGAGAUGAAAACUAAAAGCCAUGAAAUUACAGUACUUGGAAACGUGGAUAGAAAAUAGAGAAGCUGGUCGAACCGGACAACCCAGUGUUUAAUCUUUGUAGACCCACAAUUAGGCAACCAAAACCCUUCCCAUGUUCCUCUUAGACAAUAGAUGCAGAACGGUGCAGGGCUUACCAAAGCCCCAACAAAAGCCUCAAGAGGAGAAGAACAAAAAAUGUAGAACUUUUCACAAGAGGGAAAUUGAGAAAAAAAAGAAAAAGGACGGGGUUGUGUCUUUUGUCAUAAAGACUCUGCACACAUGCCUGGAGAGAGGGGAAACGGGGAAAUCGAGCCACACAUGAAGAAUGAAAUUUUUGCUUGUUUGUCUUUUCUUUUUUUUUUAACUUUCCAUUCCUUUUUCUUUGUCUCUGCUCUGGUCCUUCUGUGUUUUUUAAAUGUUUUUGUGUGUGUGCCACCAGCAAAAUCAAAAUAGAGGGUGGCGCCAGCCAUGUGAAUGUCAAAAACUUUUUGAAAUAAUUGCAAAAGUGUAAACAUAUUUUUGUUCCAUAUAUUUAUUGAAAAUGUAUUUAUUUAUCUAUUUAUUUAUUUGCCAUGUAUUUGUUUAAAGUGUGAUUUUUUUUGUUUGUUUUUAUUCGUUUUUUUUGUAUGAAAGGAACAGCGAGAGAUUGGUGAAGACAGGGAAAUGUAACUUUCAAGAUGUCUGACACUGCAGAGCAAACCAGCUUUACCUGAGAAAAACAGAAAAAUAAUUCCUACCUUUUUUUUUUUUCUUUCUUUUUUUUUUUUAACUGAUGCUUCAAAAAUACACUCCAGCCAACCACCAGCAGGUCAAAGUUUUCCCUCAUCCAGUGAAAUAUCUCAACAUCUGCUGGAUGAAUUUGCACAACAUUCAUGUUCUCCUAUACUUCUGACUUUGGGAUCAUCUGACUUUUGGUUUAGCUGAGUUGUCAGGUCAAAGUUUUGAUUUGUCCACUACUUUUGAUUUAUGAUCAAAUACUGCAAAACUAACAUUUCCAUUAGCCUCAGAUGCACUUUUUGUUUAGAGCUAACUGGGAAAUGUUAUCAUGCUAACACACUAAACUAAGAAGGUGAACAUGGCAAAACAUUAUACUACUAAACAAUAUCAUGUUAGCAUUGUCUAUUUGAGCAUGUUAGCAUACUGUUGUUUUAGCUCUAAGCAUAACUGUGUCUCACAGAGCUGCUAGCAUGGCUGCAGGCUUUUAGACAUGUUCAGAAGUGAUAGACGUGGGCCUGUGUGAGGUACUUAUACAUAGUCAGUGUAUUACCUGCAGUAGUUUGGAGAAGUAGACACGCUUUAUUUUGAAUAUUUUCACCACUUUCCUUUGGAACUACAUUUCCUCAACCAUUGAACUACGUAUUCCUACGCACCAGCAUACUUACACUUAGCUCUUUCUGACUCAAACAGCUGUGUGCGCUGUAGGUGCGCUUGUGCGUAGGAAUACGAUAGUUCAAAAUAAAGCAUACACUUAUUACGUUUUUUCAGUGGGCAUUUUUUUAAUGCUUACCCCGUCCACUCUACUUCCACAAGUGUCUACUUCUCCAAUCUGGCAGCACACCGAUCUGAAUCUACUACAGGUAGUACACCGACUAUGUGUAAGUACCUCACACAACCCCACAUCAUAUAACCUGAACUAUUAUUUUAAAUGAUUCAUGAACAGCGACUGCAAACACAAAUGUAUUUUCCUGUCAUUUUCAUUCCCAGUGAAACAGUCAGUGUUCAUUCAUGCAUACCAGCACCCCGCUGAAGCCAUUACACAUUCCUAAUUGACUUUCAAUAGUGUUUUCACUCACUCUGCGCACUUAACUGAAUCUUAAAUGACCAAGAAUGGAGUGAAACACUCAUUUGCAGUUUCAGCUGCCAGUUUCUGUACUUUCUCAGUCUUUCACAAAUUCCUGGAAAGCUGGAAAAGGUGGUUACAAAUUGUCAGUCAACAUCCUAGACUGAGUUUACACAAGGGAUUAACAUCCAAAUACAAACUGGACUCUUCAGAUAAGCAUCACGCCCUUAGGUGAGGUUUUGGUAUGCAAUAGUUUUUGAGAGCUUUGGGAAGUUUGCCUGUUCCUCUUGACAGUUUUGUGCUUUUCAGUUGCACAGCACCCUCAGUUGUUAAGUCUGUGCUGGGUUUUAACAUUACAUGUACAUGUGUCUUUUCCCCUCUUGUGUAAUUGGAGGCUUUCUGUUCCCAUCCUGGCGCUCGAAGAAGGCCCCCUUAGGAGAAUCUAGCAGUGAGGUGCACACAUUGGAAAGGUCAAGAGGUCAGGGAGCUUUAAAGUUACACACACACACACACACACACACACACACACACACAUACACGACAGAGAGUGUUUCGUCAUGGUCUUUUGUUUUUUUUUAACACGAGGUCAGAGUCAACUUCACCUACAUCCACUUUUAGAAAGAGAGAAUCUAGUUUCAAGGAUAGAAAUGGGAAGAAAGCAGAAGAGGAAACAAGGCUGCUCCAGAGUUUGCUCCGCUCAGAUUCAAAAUCCAUUCAAAGACGCAACGGGACCCUCACCACAUUUGUGGUUGAGAGGCCCCCCCCCCCUACUCGCUAAACUCUCCUAUUGAAAGAGAUCUCACCGCUUCAUCCCUCACCCCCCCUUCACUCCCCCAUUCAGCCAUUCACUUAACAUUUGCUACUACCCCCAUUCCUCCUCUUUGUACCUCUUGAAUCCUGCUCCACACCCAUCCUCGUCCCAACUGCACAUAUCUCACCCCCUUAUAUAAUCAGCACACCCCCACCCCUCCCCUCGUAUACAUUUUAUACACUGUAUACUUCAACGCAGAUGCUGUGUACAUUUGUAUACACUGUAUGCCUGUCUCUGUCUCCAUUGUAUGCCAUUCAUAUCUAUGUAGCAUUCACUAUCUUUUAUCAUCAUUGUAGUCACCGUACCACUCUUCUUCUCAUCAUUAUUGCUCAUUCUUCCUCUGCAGAUAGAAUUAUACGACUAUAAUCUCUUGUCUCCCGCCCAGGUGCCCCUUCGCCCCGUGCCCUGCCACACCCACAUCCACGACCACCCCCUCAUCUCGUGACCCUCCACUCCACACUGUAGAGAACGUUUUUUUUUUCACUCUGGAGAAAUUCAUGAUGUCAGAAAAAAAACUUGAGGGAGGAGCAGGUGUGUGGGGGAGGGUGGGUCGAGAAAAACCGCUAACAAAAUAAAUGAUGACAACAACGACGAAGAGAAAUGUCUGUAGUAUAAUUACAAAAAAGGAAAAGUGCACUAUUAUGACAAUGAUUAUUAUUGCCUGUGAGAAAUACUGACCAAUAAACAACAAUGGAAAUAUA
Messenger RNA from Seriola aureovittata, 9754 nucleotides. RefSeq names its product BR serine/threonine kinase 1b (gene brsk1b). Lineage: Eukaryota; Metazoa; Chordata; Actinopteri; Carangiformes; Carangidae. The transcript has 20 exons. Gene Ontology annotation, biological process: protein phosphorylation; intracellular signal transduction; microtubule cytoskeleton organization. Gene Ontology annotation, molecular function: ATP binding; protein serine/threonine kinase activity; tau-protein kinase activity. Gene Ontology annotation, cellular component: cytoplasm. The record is from RefSeq and is a predicted model, not a curated record. Bases 1379 to 3967 code for a protein of 862 amino acids.